Marasmius oreades (fairy-ring Marasmius) is the source of this 591-nucleotide messenger RNA. RefSeq lists its product as uncharacterized. Gene Ontology annotation, molecular function: oxidoreductase activity, acting on the CH-CH group of donors, NAD or NADP as acceptor. Bases 1 to 591 code for a protein of 196 amino acids. The record is from RefSeq and is a predicted model, not a curated record. Lineage: Eukaryota; Fungi; Basidiomycota; Agaricomycetes; Agaricales; Marasmiaceae. The transcript has 2 exons. Gene Ontology annotation, cellular component: membrane. Gene Ontology annotation, biological process: sterol biosynthetic process.
AUGCGAGUCGCAACAUAUGUUAACCCAAUCCUCAGGAUGGGAUAUUCUAUCGCGACCUCCAUUGAAUGUCUAUUCAUCGUCACUACCUAUUUAAACCACUUACGGCCCGUCUACAAAAUCCCUCUCGUUGAAUACAUCCCGCUCCCAACGGGAAUAUCCCAAACCCCUGGCUACACCGCAACUCUCGGAUUGCUCAUCGGUAUCGUAGGGGGCCUUUUCCGGAUCUUAUGUUAUAACGCCCUAGGGAAAUCGUUCACCUUUAACACCACACUAAAAGGCCCGAAACUCGUAACUUCAGGCCCUUACUCCCUCGUCCGACAUCCUUCGUACCUUGCCGUGUGGCUCAUCUCGACCGGAUUGACAGUAUAUCACCUAUCCCCUGGAUCGUGGGUUCGAGAGAGUGAUAUUCUCAAACACGAUGCUUGGAAGUUGGUUGUGGGACUAUGGGCUUUCAUGGCGGUCUUCGUAACGAAUGUUUGCUUGACGAUGCGGACGGUGGAUGAAGACCAGUUGAUGAAGAGAACGUUCGGGGAGGAAUGGGAAACAUGGAGGAAGGUUGUGAGGUAUAGAGUGCUCCCAGGACUGUUUUGA